Kwoniella shivajii is the source of this 1356-nucleotide messenger RNA. RefSeq lists its product as uncharacterized. Gene Ontology annotation, biological process: glucan catabolic process. The coding region runs from base 1 to 1356 and encodes 451 amino acids. The record is from RefSeq and is a predicted model, not a curated record. Gene Ontology annotation, molecular function: hydrolase activity, hydrolyzing O-glycosyl compounds. The transcript has 19 exons. NCBI's taxonomy places the organism in Eukaryota, Fungi, Basidiomycota, Tremellomycetes, Tremellales, Cryptococcaceae.
AUGUGGUGUAAGAAUACCCUGUACCUCUUCUUCCUCCCUCUCAUAUGUGCAAUACAACGACCUAUCUUACCAUAUCAUCCUGAUCGAGCCCUUCUUCCCCUUAUGCCCCAUUUCGACCCUUCUGAAUUCAGAAGUGAGGCUUACAGCAAUGAUAAAAGAGGCGAUAUCGGAAGAAGGAUGUAUUCACAAGAUGAGAUUACAUCAUGGACUGGUAUGGAAAAAGAUAAAAGGCAAUUGAAGUGGGAAAGACAAAUCUCGUAUGAGGGUAAAACGUUUUUUGAUGGAUGGGACUUCUUCACUCAGCCCGAUCCAACGCUUGGUCUGGUAACGUAUGUCGACAAUAUGACAGCUUUCGGCAGUGGAUUGGCAUUCUGGACAGGAGAUGGUAAGCCUGGUAUUCAGGUUGACCAUUUCAAAUCGACACCCGUCGGAACCCCUCAAAACUCGGUGAGGAUCAAUACGAAAGCAAUGUUCGCGGGAGGACUGUUCAUUAUUGACCUAGCUCUUAUGCCUUGGGGAUGUGGUGUCUGGCCAGCGUUCUGGACUUUGGGAUAUAAUGGUGAAUGGCCAUCUACUGGUGAAAUAGAUAUAAUAGAAGGCAUUCAAGCUAUGACAAAUAAUCACACUUUGCCAGGAUGCGAGAUCAACCAGAGUCCUGGCAUGUAUACAGGCAGCUUAGGUAAUACUGUUUGCGAUUCUACUACUGGUGGCAGUGGUUGUACGAUAGUUUCAAGUUCCGAUUCUUCUUUCGGUAUGCCAUUCAACGCGGCCGGUGGUGGAGUCUUCGCUAUGUUGUGGACUGGUGAUGGCAUCAGAAUGUGGGACUGGAAUAGGGCUCAGAUACCUUCGGAUAUCAAGUCUGAUACACCGGAUCCAACAACGUGGGGCACGUCAAGAGCAGCUUGGGAUGCAUCGACCUGCGAUCCUGGUAAAUACUUCCAAGCUCAGGUCCUGGUCUUGAAUAUUGAUUUAUGUGGUGUCUGGGCUGGAGCAUUGUACUCUAGCUACCCUUAUUGUCCAGGUACAUGUGCAGAAUAUAUCUCAGAUCCGAAGAAUCUCAAUAACACAGUCAUGCUACUGAACUAUAUCAAAGUAUAUCAACAAUCGGGUACCUCACAUAUCUCCGAACAAGCUCAGAGCAAUUCCAACCUUACGGGUGCCGGAGGAAACGCAUCUCUGAACGCAAGUGAGAUCAAUGCAAGCGUCAAAACUACUAAAACAUCAACCGAUGUUCCCGGGACGACGGGAACUGGAAAUGAUAGUUCAAAAGCCCAAGUACCUGAUUCAGCCCAUACAGUAUCAUGUGUAUUCAUGCCUUUCAUAAUUCUUAGCGUUAUAUUGUCAAUCAUACUGUAA